UCCGUGAAGCUUCGUGCUGCUGUUGUUUUUGUAGUUUUUUCUGGUUUCUCUCCGCCCAGACUCAACAUGGGGAACUGUUUAACGGUGGGGCCGAACGAGGCGCUGGUGGUGUCCGGUGGCUGCUGUGACUCUGAUGAUAAGACCUACAUGGUGGGGGGCUGGGUCUGGGCUUGGUGGCUCAUCUCAGACACACAAAGGAUCACCCUGGAGAUCAUGACUCUGCAGCCCAGAUGUGAGAGCGUGGAGACGGCAGAGGGAGUGGCCAUCACUGUCACAGGAGUGGCUCAGGUGAAAGUCAUGACGGAGCGAGACUUGCUGGCGAUAGCUUGUGAGCAGUUUCUGGGGAAAUCGGUGAUGGAAAUCAAAGCUGUGAUUAUUCAGACCUUGGAGGGACAUCUGCGCUCCAUUCUGGGGACCCUGACUGUAGAGCAGAUCUAUCAGGACAGGGACCAGUUCGCUAAACUGGUGAGGGAGGUGGCAGCUCCAGAUGUGGGAAGGAUGGGCAUCGAGAUUCUCAGCUUUACCAUCAAGGAUGUGUAUGAUAAACUGGACUACCUGAGCUCUCUGGGGAAGACUCAGACGGCUGCGGUCCAGAGGGACGCUGACAUCGGCGUGGCUGAGGCAGAGAGGGAUGCUGGGAUACGGGAAGCAGAAUGCAAGAAGGAGAUGAUGGACGUCAAAUUCAAGGCUGACACCAAGAUGGCCGACUCCAAGCGAGAACUGGAGCUGCAGAAAGCUUCCUUCAAUCAGGAAGUCAACACCAAGAAAGCCGAGGCCCAGCUGGCGUACGAGCUGCAGGCGGCCAAGGAGCUGCAGAAGAUCCGUCUGGAGGAGAUCGAGAUCCAGGUGGUGCAGAGGAAGAAGGAGAUCACCAUCGAGGAGAAGGAGAUCAGCCGGACGGAGAAGGAGCUCAUCGCCACGGUGAAGAGACCCGCCGAGGCCGAAGCCUACAAGAUGCAGCAGCUGGCCGAAGGACACAAGACUACGAAGGUGCUGCUGGCUCAGGCCGAGUCGGAGAAGAUCAAGAAGAUCGGCGAGGCGGAGGCGUCCUCCAUCGAGGCGGUGGGCAAGGCGGAGGCUGAGAAGAUGAGGCUGAAGGCUGAAGCUUACCAGCAGUACGGAGAGGCGGCCAAGACGGCUCUGGUCCUGGAGGCCCUGCCAAAGAUUGCUUCUAAGGUGGCGGCUCCGUUGGCCAGGACCAAUGAGAUCGUGAUCCUCAGCGGGGAAGGCAACCGUGUGACGGGCGAGGUGAACCGCCUCCUGGCUGAACUUCCUGUUUCUGUCAACGCUCUGACUGGAGUGGAUCUGUCAAAGAUGCCGCUGCUGCAGAAGAUGACCAGCGCUCAGGCCUGAAAGCCGACGGCUCCACGUGACUUUAGUAUCCGUUGUAUGCACUCUCAUAGACUGCCUUUAAUACACUUGAAGAGAAUUUAGUUGUUUUAUACGUAUACACUGUCUACCGAGUGAAUAUCGGAAACCUCUGGUGCCUUACUUUAUACAGGACCAGAAUAUCUGCAUGCACUGCUGCUCAAUGAAAGGUUUCACAUAGGAACAGUUUCAGUUUUUUUUUUUUCCUCUUUAUUAAUUAAUUUAUUUUUUUAUAUAUUUAAAUUGUGUAUAUUUGCCCAUUUGUAUAUUUUGUCACUCAUCUGACCUCCUGACUCUUAUUCAUAUAUUUGUAUUAAGAUGUUAAAAACCUCUUCUUUGAUGAUUAUACAUUUGGUUUUCAUGUUUUUUUUAACCCUCCUGUUGUG
Scomber japonicus (chub mackerel) is the source of this 1754-nucleotide messenger RNA. RefSeq names its product flotillin-2. The coding region runs from base 67 to 1353 and encodes 428 amino acids. Gene Ontology annotation, biological process: regulation of myoblast differentiation; protein localization to plasma membrane. The record is from RefSeq and is a predicted model, not a curated record. Gene Ontology annotation, cellular component: plasma membrane. NCBI's taxonomy places the organism in Eukaryota, Metazoa, Chordata, Actinopteri, Scombriformes, Scombridae. The transcript has 11 exons.